UCGCAGUUCCCAACAACCCUAUUUGCCUCAGCGGGGCUGUUUAUCUCUUUCUCCGCUCUGCUCUAGGGUUCGUGCUAGCCGCUGGCCUGGGAUCCCUAAUCUAUUGCGAGACUGAGGAAUGUAUUCGUCAAUUCAUGCUUCGAUAUUUCAUUCAAUAUUUGAGGCUGGUGGUGGUUUUUAUUGGCUACGAUGACGAGUAACGCCAGCGACGGCGUUGAGGAGUCGCCGCCGGCGAAACGUGGAGAAUAUCGCGCUGGAUCUUCCACCGGCGUUACUGGCUCGGGGGAAGAGGCUGCUCUGGGUUCGGAUGGAAGUAGGGUUAGCGAUAAUGUGGAUGACUCUAGGGUUUUGAUGGUGGAGAGUGAAGUGAAUGCACGUGGCGAUGGUGGAAAUCAGGUGAGUUAUUCGACAUCGGGAAUGGUGGAGAAUCCGAAGAGUACGGAUUUGCAGAGUGAAAAACAGGAGCAGAAUGACGUCAGGACUGCGACGGCGAGUCACACCUCGAUUUUGUCUGAUUACAAUUCAUUUUUAUCUGCAUUUGACGAGUUUGCAUCCGAAGCAAAGGGUGAAGCCGUGGGGCAUGGGUAUUACAUCGGGGAUAUGGUGUGGGGGAAAGUAAAGUCUCAUCCAUGGUGGCCCGGGCAGAUAUACAACGAGGCAUUGGUAUCUCCAUCUGUUCGGAGGAGCAAGCACGAGGGCCAGAUUUUGGUAGCCUUUUUUGGGGACAACAGCUAUGGUUGGUUUGAUCCGGCUGAGUUAAUUCCAUUUGAGGAGAACUUUGCGGAGAAGUCGAAGCAAAGUGCCUCCAGGGCUUUGUUGAGUGCUGUGGAGGAUGGUGUGGAGGAAGUAACAAGGAGGAGGAGCUUGGGUUUGGCUUGCUACUGUAGAAAUGAGUGUAAUUUCCAGCCUUCGAGAGUGGAGGGCUAUUUUGUGGUGGAUUUGGGGGACUCGGAGUCGGGGGUUUACAGUUGGAGUCAGAUAAACAAGGCCCGAGAUAGUUUUCAGCCGAGGGAGAUGCUUUCGUUUGUAGAGCAAUUAGCUUUGCAGCCCAUGAAUCACCAGUUUUUGGAAAUCAACUUUAUCAAGAACAAGGCUACAGCUUUGGCAUGUAGGAGGGCACGUUAUGAGGAGUUUGAUGAGACAUAUGACCAGGCAUUUGGAUCUGCUCUUGUUCGCCCCCCUGGCCGCACCGUACCAACUGCUGCAGAUCCUUCUAAAGCACCAUUAAGUGGCCCACUGGUGAUUGCCGAGGCUCUCGGUCAGGGGAAACUCGCUGCAAAACCAGCAAAAACAAAGGGUCAAGUAGAAACAGAAAAAUAUCUAAUCAAAAGGCGAGGGGAACCAAUGCAGAUGAAGCGUGACAGUGCAGUUUUCGGCAUAGUCAGUGCCUCUCCCCACCUGCUUUCAGUUGAUAGUUAUGGCUUUUCCGGCAACGUAAUGCACCUAAGCCCAAGAGACCACAUUAACCAAUCUUCAGGGUUUACCAUCACUUACAAUCAUCCCCAACCUAAAACUCAUCAAGUAUCCAUCACCAGCGAUAUCAAACAUUCCGAAGGUUUCAAUAGGCAAGCGGAAGGUGGAAAGAAAGAGAUUAAGGUACUAAAGCGACCAGCAGGAGAAUUAAAUGCCGAGGGUGCAUCCCGGGUCGAGGGAAAGAAGAAGAAAAGGCAAGAAAUUAAAAGCGAAACCAUUGGGAAGUUCAAAGACUUACCACUUAAUGUCAAUAACAGUGCUACUCCAGUCGAUAACAAGCUAGAAAACAAGAAGAUUGAUUCUCCAGGCGCGUCUUUUCCAUCCCAAUCCCAGCAAAAAGCAGAUUUUGCAAAAUUGGAGCUCCAAAUGAUGGUAACCGAUCUUCGGGCCCUUGCUCUCAAUCCUUUCCAUGGAACAGAGAUGAGCUGCCCGGCCGUCAUCCGACAGGUUUUUAAAAAAUAUAGAUCCCUUGUGUAUCAGAAGAGCUUAGUGUCAUCCCCUCCACCCCAGCAAGGACCGAGCGAAAGAAACACGGUUAAAUCUCUUGCUGACAAAACUACCGACAAGAAGAUUGGGAAACCCUUAGUCAGGCAUGAUGACCCCUCGAGAAGCACAAAGAAGCGCGGUCCAUUUGAUCCCCCGAACAACACCGCCAAGAAAAAGAAGCUUGAUGCAAUGGAAGAGAUUAAGAAAAAGAAAAAGAUCGAUGAUUCAUCAUCUGGUACCACGAAGAAGAGGAUGGACGAGUCGAAGCCAGUAGCAACCGAAAGAAAGAUUUUACAGAAGCCUAGUGUAUUGCAACGGGUGGAGACGAAAGAAAAUGCGUCUAAAAUUGCAGCUGCUGCAGUGCCGCCAAAAUUGGCAAGACCCGAAUCGGGGGCUAAAAAUUCUACUGCAGUGCGACCCAAAUCUUUGAAAGUACACUCCAGCAGCAGGAUGGAACUCGGGGCAGCCAGAGUGCCGAUCCCGACUAUGCUAUUGAUGAAGUUUCCGGCGGAUGCACCGCUGCCAUCCGGCGCAGAGCUGAGAGCGAAAUUUGCUCGGUUUGGGCCGAUGGACCAUUCGGCCACGAGAGUGUUCUGGAAAACGCACAUGUGCCGAGUGGUCUUCUCCUACAAGAUUGACGCAGAAGCCGCCCUGAAAUUCGCCCUGGGGAGUAGCAACUUAUUCGGAAACACAAAUGUCAAGUGCUACAUCAAGGUGCGGGAAGCCGAGGCGGCGGAAAUUGAACCGAGCAAGAUUCAGGACGACACCGCAGCAGCCGUCGGAGUUACUUCUGCGCAAGCGGCAGCGGCAGCGCACCUCAAAUCGUGCCUGAAGAAGCCUUCCGGAGAGGAUGACAGCAACGGCAAUGGAAGGGGGCGGGUGAAAUUUGUGUUAGGCGGGGAUGACGGUAGCGCAAGGGGUGAGAGUAAAAUCAAGAAAAUGUCGACACAACCACCGGCAGGGGCACUGCCACUGCGACGACCACCACUGCCGCCACCGGAGAGGGAGAGAGAAGGUGUCGAAGACGAUGGUGACGUGUCGCGGCAGAUGGUUAGGCUACUGUUGAAAUGCAAUGAUGUGGUUAGGAAUUUGAGUAGUUUGUUGGGAUACAUGCCUUAUCAGCCCCUCUAGUCUCUCUGCUCUUUCUUUCUAUAUGUGAUUCAUCUGUGUUUGUUGUGUUGUGUUAUAUAUGAAUGAACAAGGAAUUAGGAAGGAAGGAAUUCAUGGAUUCAUAUAAUGAUCAUUUUGUGUUGUGUUUUUAUUUGAAUUUUGCAAA
Molecule: messenger RNA, 3235 nt
Organism: Andrographis paniculata
Lineage: Eukaryota; Viridiplantae; Streptophyta; Magnoliopsida; Lamiales; Acanthaceae
Product: PWWP domain-containing protein 1-like
Exons: 2
Coding region: 190-3090 (966 amino acids)
Source: RefSeq, a predicted model, not a curated record